Bombyx mandarina (wild silkworm) is the source of this 1552-nucleotide messenger RNA. RefSeq names its product integrator complex subunit 15. NCBI's taxonomy places the organism in Eukaryota, Metazoa, Arthropoda, Insecta, Lepidoptera, Bombycidae. The record is from RefSeq and is a predicted model, not a curated record.
AUGUCCCUCUCAGAUUUGAAACACUCCCUAAGGAAAUAUGAAUUUCCAGUAUGCGCUCAGGAAGCUCUCGUUAGAAUAGAACAAUUAUUAGCGGGUCGAACGGCACCUACGAGCAAGCAAUUGGUUGUAGCGAUGGAGAUAAUAUCAGAGUUCAUUUUCUGUGAGAGUGAUCGUCGCGGAGACAGAGGACGGGGGGCAGGCCUCAGUUCAUUGCAAGAACUACAACUCAUAGAUAUUUUAUGUGAAUAUUUGUCCUCUUGCAAUAAUGAGACUACAAAGAAUACAAUAUUCUUGUCGCUGUUUGGUGGUAUGGAAAGUCAGAGAAGAUUGAAGGUACUGAGUAUCCUGGCUAGCAUGGCAGUGUCAGCCUCUAGCACUCCGGUGUUGCUUGCUGUAGGAGUUUGGCUCCAGCAGACAGGCUGCUCAUCACCACAGUCUCUGCAACUAGCAGAGAAUCUUAUCCGUGAUCACUUCUACCUUAAUACAAAAAACCAGAAAGAACUCCGAAUGCUGGCAAAUACUGCUCCUCAAUUUAUUUCUAAUUUCAUUACUGCAGUAACAGAACUAUAUGUUCAUGAUUUAUCAACAAAAAAAAUGCCACCAAAGAAUCUUCUAGAAGUCAUCACUUCAUGGGUGUAUUCCAACCCAUCACUCUGUAUGUCCGCUCAGCUGAAGCCGGCGUCUUUACCGAGUGGCUCCAUACCCAUGGCGGCUGCCACUCCACUAGCUGGGCUCAUACGGUGGUGUGCUCUUGCUCCUCUGUGUCUUCCUAGUCAUGUAGAAGAUGUUGAGAUGAUGGAAAUAUCAAUACCAAUGAAAAAAAUUAAACUAGAACGUGAAAUUGAUCGUUCCAUAGUGACAACAGUGCAGCAGAAACAACUUUCAGAGGCUGAAUUGUAUAUCAAACUGCAUUUAGGAGUUUUACAUAGUUUAAGGUCCGGCAAACGAACCCAAGGCCCUCCGACUGCAGUUAACGCUCAACACCUCGCCGCGUUGGCGCCGAUCGUGCAAACGUACGCGCAUGACGUCCUCACACGAGGUCUUAAGCUGAGCAAUGAUGAGAAACUUCAGGAAUGUCUGAACCGACUCGGGCAAGCGGUUCAGGUAUCCCUAGCCAACGGCUGCGUGUACGGCAACGUCAACAACCUUCUGGCCUCCCUGGACACACUGCCUGAGAAUCGUCUCCUCCGCAUAGUCAUACGAACCCAUCAGCAGAACAUUUGACGAAUGUUAUGAGAUUUUGUGACUGAAUACAGGUCUUAGUCUUGGACUCAUUGAGCCGUGUACAGAGGUGUGGUGUAAUAAUGUUUUGGUCUGUGAUCAAAUCCACUGUAAAUAAAUGUAAAUUGAAUACAUUAUAAGGUAGAAAUUAGUUUUGUAAUAAAUAAAUAUUACUUAAACUUAGCAUGAUUUCAUUUUAUGAAUAGACUUUGAAACUAGAUCUUAUUUCAAGAAACAUUUCUUGUCAACUCACUAAUAAAUAACAUAAUGAUCAAAAUCAUGGAUACAAUUAAGGAUAUUUAUAUUUUUUACUUUUGAAUAAAUUUUUAAU